Anopheles nili is the source of this 2570-nucleotide messenger RNA. It is a transcript of the gene E(z), whose product is annotated as histone-lysine N-methyltransferase E(z). Gene Ontology annotation, biological process: chromatin remodeling. The record is from RefSeq and is a predicted model, not a curated record. Gene Ontology annotation, molecular function: histone H3K27 methyltransferase activity; protein binding. Lineage: Eukaryota; Metazoa; Arthropoda; Insecta; Diptera; Culicidae. The transcript has 6 exons.
AGAAAAUUCUAUGCUUACCUUUGCUUAACAUUGUAGACACUCAUUUAUAAGUACCUUGAGAAUUACUUUGUGCACAUCUGUUCACUUGAAGAGGUUUGGUGGCAAACCUUAAACAAAUUAUUUAUUGCAACUUGAGACAUCCCCAACGCUUACUUAGGUUUGUGGAUGAAAAGUGCGUCUUACAGAAAACAUGUCGAAGAAUAAAGUCUCACUGGAAUGGAAAAAGCGAGUUAAAAUGGAAUAUAUGAAGAUUCGCCAAAGCAAGCGUCAUAAAAAAGUUGACGAUGUUCGAUCCGCUUGGAAUCGUAAUCGGUAAUUGAAGCAGAAGCUUUUGAACUUAUUGGUUGCCGAAAAUGAUGGCUGGCUUUCUACGAAUGCGACUUGGGUGCAAUGUGAAGUGGAACAAUUACCGCAUGUGCAUUGCAUGAAAAAGGCGGAAGUGAUCGAUCAAGACGGAAACCAUCAGAACGUUCCAAUCCGAAUCGUGAAUGCUGUAACAACCAUACCGACAAUGUAUACAUGGGCGCCCACGCAACAAAAUUUUUUGGUGGAUGAUGAAACCGUUCUUCAUAACAUACCAUAUAUGGGCGAUGAGGUGCUAGAUCAAGAUGGUUCGUUCAUCGAAGAACUGAUUAAAAACUAUGAUGGCAAAGUGCAUGGCGAUAAGGAGGAUAGCAUAGAUGAUACUAUGUUUGUCGAACUGGUGCAUACAUUAAUGCAAUACAUCGUGAAGGAUACCAGUGGUGAGGACAAGCCGAUGCUACAUUCACGAGAAGCAACUGGAGAAAAAUCAGAAUUUAAAAAAAUUGAGGAACUUCCUACCAAAGUAGGUCGGCCAGGACCAAAAGAGACCGAUCAGGAAAAAAAUACUGGAAAUGUAGACAGCGGACAAUCAAACCAAGCCAAAUUGACAUUGGACUGCAGCGUAACCAAGCCACACACAGCGAGUAAGAAGCUUUUUCCACCGCCAAUAAUUUUCCAGGCUAUCAGUUCUCAUUUCCCGGAAAAUGGUACGGUGGAGGAACUUCGCGAAAAAUAUAUUGAGCUGACAGAACGCGUUGAUCCGGAAAGGCUACCAGAAUGUACUCCAAAUAUCGAUGGACCGAGAGCGGAAUCAGUAUCGCGGGAACAGACGCUUCACUCCUAUCAUACUUUAUUCUGUCGACGCUGUUUUAAAUAUGAUUGCUUUUUACAUCGCCAACAGACGGGUCCCAAUUUGCAAAGACGACGGUGGCCUGAAUUGAAACCUCCAAAUAAACCGUGCAGUGACAAAUGCUAUUUGCUCUUGGAUGGUAUUAAGGAUAAGUUAUGUACAGACAGUACCAGCAAAUCACCCGUAAUAUUGGAUUCCGGUAAUGAAGCAAGCUCUGAAGACAGUAACCAUAGUAGCCACUACAGCAAAGAUGUGCCGUUCGGAAAAUCUUCUAAGAAUGUUGGAAUUUUACUCGAAAUAUUUGACGAUAAAGAUAUACAAUGGAACGGUUCUGACAAAUCCUUUUUUCGCACGCUGCAAAAAACAUUCCUCAACAAUUAUUGUGCUAUAGCUGAAACAAUGGUGGUAAAAACAUGCCAACAAGUGUAUGAAUUCGCACAACAAGAAGCGGCUGAUUUUAUGCCAAUUGAACUGAACAAGGACAAUACUCCUCCUCGAAAAAAGAAGAAAAAGCACCGACUUUGGUCCGUACACUGUCGUAAGACACAGUUGCGUAAAGAAUCAAGCUCAAAUCAUGUGUACAAUUAUUCACCAUGUGACCAUCCUGGACAAUGCGACGCAAACUGCCCUUGUUACGGAGCACAAAACUUUUGCGAAAAGUUCUGCAACUGUAGCAGUGAAUGUCAGAACCGAUUUCCCGGUUGUCGGUGCAAGGCUCAAUGCAACACUAAACAAUGUCCUUGCUAUUUGGCUGUCCGGGAAUGUGAUCCUGAUCUUUGUCAAACAUGUGGUGCUGAACACUACGAGAUUGGUAAAAUAACUUGCAAAAACGUGAGCGUUCAGCGUGCAUUACAUAAACAUCUGUUAAUGGCUCCAUCUGAUGUGGCCGGAUGGGGCAUUUUUCUCAAAGAAAGUGCACAAAAAAACGAGUUUAUUUCAGAGUACUGUGGGGAAAUCAUAUCGCAGGAAGAAGCAGACCGUCGCGGCAAAGUUUACGACAAAUACAUGUGCAGUUUUUUGUUCAACCUUAAUAACGAUUUUGUGGUUGAUGCUACACGGAAAGGAAAUAAAAUACGGUUUGCAAAUCAUUCAAUAAAUCCUAAUUGCUAUGCAAAAGUAAUGAUGGUAAACGGCGAUCAUCGUAUUGGCAUAUUUGCAAAACGUGCUAUUCAACCAGGGGAGGAACUGUUCUUUGAUUAUCGCUAUGGCCCAACGGAACAGCUAAAAUUCGUAGGAAUUGAGCGAGAAAUGGAAUUUCUUUGAAUGGGUUAUACAGUUUAUGUCACCUUCCAUUUGCUUUUUUACUCAUUUUAACGACCAUAUUUUACAUACUAUUAGAGUUAAAGAUCAUCAGAUAAUGAUUAGGUAUUAUUAGAAAUAGUAAAAAAUUAAUCAAUAAAUUUAUCUGCAAAACUGU